ACGCGGAGGAGGCUGGAGACGGAAGUUCUUCUGAAGAUGAAUUGGUGGGGCCGAAGCCGAUGGAAGUGACGAACAAACUGGCGCAGAAAAACGUCGACUACGGUUUCGCGCUGCGGCCUGGCGAAGGUGAAGCCAUUGCCCAAUUCGUGCAGGAGGGAAAGCGUAUUCCGAGAAGAGGAGAAGUUGGUUUGACGGCCGAAGAGAUUUCGACUUUCGAAAGUUUGGGAUACGUCAUGAGCGGCUCCAGGUGCGGCAAACCCUAA
This is a messenger RNA of Eimeria tenella, 263 nucleotides long. Its product is annotated as nuclear NF-kB activating protein, putative. The transcript is spliced from 3 exons. Gene Ontology annotation, biological process: regulation of gene expression. The annotation marks the transcript as partial. Gene Ontology annotation, cellular component: nucleus. NCBI's taxonomy places the organism in Eukaryota, Apicomplexa, Conoidasida, Eucoccidiorida, Eimeriidae. Gene Ontology annotation, molecular function: chromatin binding. The record is from RefSeq and is a predicted model, not a curated record.